Messenger RNA from Sitophilus oryzae (rice weevil), 4067 nucleotides. Its product is annotated as jmjC domain-containing histone demethylation protein 1-like. Gene Ontology annotation, molecular function: histone demethylase activity; DNA binding; protein binding. The transcript has 15 exons. NCBI's taxonomy places the organism in Eukaryota, Metazoa, Arthropoda, Insecta, Coleoptera, Curculionidae. Bases 71 to 3103 code for a protein of 1010 amino acids. The record is from RefSeq and is a predicted model, not a curated record. Gene Ontology annotation, biological process: protein demethylation; regulation of transcription by RNA polymerase II.
GUACUGUGUAGACGUGGAGGUUUACCUUUCAUCGUCCGAUUUUCCGAUUUUUACGUCGUUGUGUCGAAAAAUGUCGCAAAAUUCGUCAGCUGGCAAGAGCAAAAUCGCGAGACAACUGCGGGAAAGGAAACAGAAAAAACUCUAUUCGGAAGACUGGGCCCUGGGCGACGAGGAUGAGAUCGAGGGCCGGCGCACCUUCAACCUGCAAGAGAAGCUGGAGGACCCGGCCUUCGAGGCCCACGGCAUGGUGAAGGAGAUGCGCGGCGAGGAACUGAACGUGGCCUAUUUCCAGAAGUAUGGCUUCAGCACGCCGCUGCUGUUCAAGGAGAAGACCGGACUAGGUCUGCGCGUUCCGUCUUCCAAUUUUUCGAUCAACGACGUAAGGGUGAGCGUCGGGUCGCGCCGGCUCCUCGACGUGAUGGACGUCAGCACGCAAAAGAACAGCGAGAUGACCAUGAAGGAGUGGCAGAAGUACUAUGAGGAGCCGAACAAAACCCGACUGCUUAACGUCAUCUCCCUGGAAUUCUCCCACACCAAGCUGGAGUAUUACAUACAAAGCCCCACCGUAGUCAGGCAAAUUGACUGGGUUGACUGCGUUUGGCCCAGACACCUUAAGGAGAGCCAAAUAGAAGCUACAAAUGUCCUAGAAGAAAUGAAAUACCCCAAAGUACAAAAAUACUGUCUCAUGUCAGUAAAGGGUUGUUACACAGAUUUUCACGUCGAUUUUGGCGGAACAUCUGUUUGGUACCACAUACUGAAAGGUUGUAAAGUCUUUUGGCUGAUUCCACCCACCGAACACAAUAUUGAUCUCUAUGAACGUUGGUGUCUCUCUGGAAAGCAGUCCGAUAUAUUUUUCGGAGAUACGGUAGAAAAAUGUGCCAGGAUAGUUUUACAUGCUGGAAAUACGUUUUUCAUACCAACAGGAUGGAUACAUGCUGUAUACACUCCGUUAGAUUCGUUGGUUUUUGGUGGCAACUUUUUGCACUCUUUCGGAAUAGAGAAGCAGCUUAAAAUUGCUCAAGUCGAAGAUACGACAAAAGUGCCACAAAAAUUUCGAUACCCCUUCUUCACGGAAAUGCUAUGGUACGUUCUCGAACGCUACGUUCACUGCCUUUUAGGGAACUCCCAUUUGACCACUGGCCAAGAUGCUCCAAUACCACCUGAUCGACCGCACAUUCACUUGACCCAAGCCGAACUCCAUGGAUUAAAAGAUAUUGUACGGUACCUUCACUUGCUACCACCUAACAAGAAAAAUCUUCCAGACCUCAUAAGGGAUCCUAUAGCCCUUAUUCAAGAUGUGAGAACGUUGAUAGGUAUACACCGGCAGGACAUCAGGGAGCUGGCGAUAACGAACAAAGCAGUUCUUAGUCUACCGGAGGACCCUGACAAACGAAGGCAGUACAAUAAGACCAAUAUUAACCAGAACGUUCCUAAAAUUCCUAAACCGCCAUCUACGUUUAAGGGCCCGAAAUCUAUACCGGGUUCUGCUUCUGGAGACAAAGGAGGGCCUCGGAGACGACGAACGAGGUGUAAAAAAUGUUCAGCGUGUCAAAGAGCAGAUUGUGGCGAGUGUACUUUUUGUCUGGAUAUGGUUAAAUUCGGUGGACCAGGUAGAGCCAAGCAGACUUGCAACAUGAGACAGUGUUUGCAACCGAUGUUACCAGUGACGGCAGCUUGCGCAAGAUGUGGCUUAGAUGGUUGGAUGCAGACCCCUGUAGCUCCUUUACAAAAAGGACCUCAACGAUGCGAUACGGCCAGUUCUCUUAUGGAAUGUUCUGUCUGUUAUGAAAUAGCCCAUCCUCCUUGUAUACAACGCUUAUGUCAAGACUUUACCGGAUACAUUAACGAAGACAUGCCAAACUCCUGGGAAUGCCCUCUAUGUUGCAAAUUAGGUAAAAACACGGACUAUCGGCCGAGGCAUUUCAGGGCGAGACAGAAAUCGUCGGACAUAAGAAGAAUUAGUAUAAGUUCGGACGCUUCCAGCGCGUUUGAAAACAAAAUGCAACCUGAUACACAUUCGGAUUCUGGAAGUGAAAAUGACCAAAAAGACUCAAAGGACUUACUACCAAUCAAAAAACGACGAUCCAGCGAAAACUCGGAAGUCGACACAAAGAUGGCGCCACUGCCGUCAAACGACAAUAACAGGAAGACGGCGUUUAGAAUGCAGCUGGCGCAGCAAAUCGUAUCGAACACGACGAAAGUACUGAAGAAACCCAUGGUCGUCGUGAGGCCCGCUCCCGUCAUGAUGCUCAAUCCUCUCGUACCGACCAAUAACUUGGCCCUGGACAAACGGGUUAUAUUAUCUAUAUUUAGAUACUUAUCACCGAAAGAUUUACUUAACUGCGCUCUAGUUUGUAAAACAUGGGCUACAUACUCCAUCGACCCGUCACUUUGGAAACGCAUGGAGUUUGACCACAAAAAAAUAUCCAGUGAUAUGCUAAAAGGCACAGUGCGACGACAACCCGAAAUUUUGAGUCUCAAAUGGUGCAGAAUUAACCACUUUCAGCUGCCUUGGCUCAUACAGAGGCUAAACAAUUUAAAACAGCUCUAUCUGCAGAGUAUAGAUGUAAAAUCAGCCAUUUCGUUAAGGACGAACCACUCGGCCAUUUUGCAAGUGCUCGAUUUGAGCUACAUCUCCGAUUUUAAUGAUUCAGCUUUAAGGGAAAUCUUAGGUACAAAUAACGACGCUCGUUCUGGUUUAGCGGGCGACAAGAUCCGAUUCCGCAACCUGAAGACUCUCAAGUUAGCCGGCACCGACAUUACCGACAUAGCCAUGCGCUACGUCACCCAGUACUUGCCCAACAUCCAGCACCUAAGCCUGAGCAUGUGCCCGCGCAUUUCGGACGCCGGCAUCGCUCAGUUGACCACCAAACCGGCCAACACGGUGGUCAAUCUGAUCAGUCUCGAUCUGAGCCACGCCAAACUGGUGACCGAGGCCAGUUUGGAUCACUUGGCCAAAUGCGAAAAGUUGACUAGAUUAGAUUGUAGACAGGCGUUGAACGUUUCCACUCAGGCGUUGAUUAAGUUUGCGGCGAAGAGCAAACACGAUUUGCAAGUAAGGGAGAUAAAAUUGGUGGAUAUUAGACAGAGGCCUAUUCAGUGAAUUCCAAACUGCGACGCGUUCAUUAUUUAAGAAAUGAACGUUACUUCCAGCUUUUUUCAUAUUGAAACUAAAUGACAUGGGGUUAGAUUGGUAAGAAUUAUAAUCAAAGUUAAUUUUGUUUUGUAAUACAUAAUACACCAAACGAUUUAUUGGUGUUACAUUUCAGACUACUGAAAUAUUUAUGUGUGGAUGUUAAUUAAUGAUGUUAAAUUCAAUUCUUAUAAGACUAAACUAAAACUUUUUUUGACAAUGUUAUGUUUCAGUUAGUCUAAAUCAGUACAUAAACAUGUAUAAAAGAGAGGCUAACCAUAUACAUCGAUUUAUUUUUACCCAACAUAUGCAAGCAAAAUGUAAACAACCCGUUUGCUUAUUUACAGUGCGAUUUGACCACAGAUCAUUGGCGUAGUUUCAGGAUCUUUAUAAAAAUAGAAUAAGGGUGUUAAAUACACAAAUAUUUACAAAAUAUUUAUACCUCUGUGGCGAAUUCAUCUCUUUGAAAAAAUCCUCUGGAUAUUUCGCCAUUUGCACUGUAAAAAAAUUACAAAAUAAAAUUGUUAUGUUUUGUAACUGAAAUAUCUACAGAAUACAUAUAAGCUCCAAAACUCCAUUUAAAAAAAAACUAAUGACAUAUGAAGAGCACAAGGGAAAAACGAUGAAAGUCCAUUUUUUGCUAAUUUGGUUUUAAUGCACAAUAAUUUUCCGUCUUAAAAAGCUACACCUUUUGAUACCUAAAUAUAUACGGGAAUAUCGAUCACAUAGGCAUUGAUGUUGAUUUAUUUUCAUACUAACCAAUACAAGUAGUUUUCGAGUUUCUAUCUACUAUGUAAAUCAAUGACUAAAGAAUAUAAGGACAUGUAACGCCCAUAUACGGGCUGCAGCAGAAUUUGUGACCUUAGACGCCAUUCUUUUGGUGGCAACGAAUGAGUCAUCAGCUGGUCACCAACGACAAUUUUAGCGAUUUUUA